AUGGACGGAGUCUUUUCAUUGGAGAGAACAGUGUCACUCUUUGUUAUUGUUGGAGGUCACAGAUGCACGCUGUGGAUGAGGACCGUUGUAUUGGGCAGAGUUGGCGGGGGGAUGGAUGGCACCAUCACCACCACUGAGGUGACAGUCAGGGAGGGCUUAGAGCUGUCCCCUUGGUCUCACUGUGACAGACAUGCCUGGGUGACAUCACUGCUUCCUUGUUCCCUACCCUGCUGAGUGCCAAUUAAACAGCCCCUCCCUCUACCAGUCUCCAGGGUCGUAUUCAUUAGGCACCAAACGGACUGAAACAGGGAGGGGCUACCUGGACUUGUCCAAUAACAAAGGCUUACUUCUGUUGUAAUUUGCAAAACAUUUUUCUAUGGUGUGCUAUAAUGAAUACGAACCAGGCCUUUGUGUCUCACAGAAAGGCAUCGGAGUAAAGUCUGUUGACAUAAAAAAACAGGAUGUUCUGUGGCCGAUGAUAAGGCAUGUUGUUUGCCAUUAUGUACGCCCACCAAUUAUCUCUCCAUGGCACUGGCUGUCAUGUAUCACAGUUUCCCACGUCCUGUCUGUCUGAAUCAUCCGCUCAUCAUGACUUCCAGUCACAUCUCUCUUUGUCUAAUCUAGGGAUUGAUGGAGACACUUACAAUUGCCGCUCUCGGCUGGGUUAUGAAGAACCCUUGUGUGUGUGAGUACACAUCUGAAAGAGGUCAACUGUAUGCCAUUGAUUCAUCACAGUAUUUGAGUAUCUGAGUCCGCUCUCACACGUCACUAUCAGACCAUCUCAUUCCCAACCGCGAUGAGAUUGAACGGCCUCUCUGAUUGGUGGGCGGUGAUGGUGUCGCUUGUCGUCCGUCUCCAAUUUCAAGGAGAACGUCGCCCGUAGCGCCCGUUUCCUCUAACCUUGAUUCCAUUAACACUUCCCCGAAUCUCCAACAAAGAGAAGGCAAUUUCCUCUGAUUGCCUCUCCCUCUCUCUGUGUCCUUGAUAACUGGAGUGAAAUGGAGCUUCAAUAGAGCCUCAAUGGCCUUGUGGGGAAGUGAGUUCUCCAGCUUGGCACCAAUGGAACAUUGACUUUGAGUUUACAGUAAAACCAAUGGAGUCUGUAAUAGUGUUCAGAGUUAAAUGAAGUUGUGAUGUGAUUUUUGACCCGCUGACUGAUACACCAGGAUAUCCAGCAAGCCGGUACCAUACUAGUCUCUUUGUGAUUAGAUGAUGUUGGCCAUGGUCGAAAGCAGUCAUCUUGCCUGAGGGUUUAUCUCUGUAAAUGUCAAGAGGGAUGCACAUUGGCAAUAAAGUCGACAGCAACCAAUAAACAUAUUUUCGAACAAUCAAAGAGGCUAGUGUUGGGUGCCAUAUGGAGUCACAUGUUGGACUGCAAAUGGACACAGGCACGUUUGACACCCUUGUUCUAAACAUGGGUGUUACAAGGGUGUUAGAAUACCUAUUAUUUGCUUCAGGAUAAUUUUUUAAGUAAUAGUUUAGAUGUCUGUUUUAUCUCCUCUUAGCAAUGCAGACAGUUUUUUCCUGGCGCACAGUCAAACUGCAGCUUUCCCUUUCUUGUUAACUGCUGAUAUCACAUUGGACUAUCCAGCAGCGGAGUAUGAGGAAGUAAGCACAGUGUUGUGCCGUUUUUGGAGUUAUUGGAGCCAAUCAGAACAGACUAUAUCAACUUUUGCUUCUGUUACCGAGGGUAAGAAGCAAUCUGUUUCUGUUCCUAUGAGAUAAUAUUUUUCAUAACGACCAAAGCUACUAUACAUUGUGGGGAUCGCUAAUUCACACUCGUCACAAGACAUUGACACCUGCAUCUCUCCAAACUCUUCUUUGGCUAAAUUUCUUGACCUCAAGUCCCCUUUGUUACACCAGUGCUUAGCUUGCCAUUACAACUUGGUGUAGUGCAGAAUGAAGAAGGGCCUUGUCAUUGUCAGAGACGGUCCCCGGGCAGUGUCUGUUUGUUCCCCUAGUGUAAGAGGUGGAUGGUUGACUGACAUCUUAUUAUGGGAACAUGUUUCCUUCUGACAGGCCUCUUAUUCAACAGAGAGGAUGAUAAGAGAAAAUGUCUGCCUGACCCAAGUAAUACACCUUCAUACUUCCGUCUCAACUUAUCUUAAAUGGGUUUGAGAUAUAAGUUGCCUACAGUAGGCCCAGAUCUAGGACCAGUUUUUCUAACCUCCAUUCUAACCCUAAUCAUUUCAGAGGGGAAUAAGCAAAACAUCACCCAAGAUUAGUACUCAGGGAAAGCCUUGAUCUUAGGGAUAUCAUCUAUCUCCUCUUUAGAUAGCAUGAAGAUACAGAGGAUCAAAAUUGAACAUUAACAGUUAAUGAGUCAUGAAAACCAUCAUCGAAACCCAUCAUCGAAACCCAUCAUUGAAACCCAUCAUUGAAACCCAUCAUUGAAACCCAUCAUUGAAACCCAUCAUCGAAACCCAUCAUUGAAACCCAUCAUUGAAACCCAUCCCCCCAUUUAAAUCUGUAUCACUCUGUUUCUUUUAGUUUCUCUGUACGUUUCACACACUCCGACUCCAGGCCCAAAUUAUGAAGCAGAUGUUUUCCUUGUGGGUGUGCAUGUCUGUGUGAGAGUAUUUGAGGUGCAUCUCUGUCUUUAUUUUACAAAUAGAGCAAUCUCUGGACUACUAAACCAGAUGUGUAAUCCAGGUGCGGAACUUGUUUUAGAAGUGUGGGGGACACAACCUGGCCGUCCUUUUGCCGUAUUCUUUGCAUUCGUACAGCCAUUCACCCAGCCUCCCUGCACACUCCAAUGUGUCCAUGUGGUCCUAAAUACAGCCCUCUAAAACUGCUAAACAGCCUCCAGAGGCGUCCGUAUGGUCCUAAAGCACGCCGGCGCUGCUUUUUGUAUCACAGUGAAAUUAUAAAACUCAAACAAAAACUAAACUACAGAAUGUCUGGGCAUCCCGUCCCUAAUUCCACCCAUGGUUUAAUCUCUGCUUGUCUAUGUGUUUCAAUAUGUGUGAAAUACAUCCAGUCAUCUUAUUCAGUCACGGAGGCACUUUGUGACUUAUAACCUAUAAUUUACGUUCUCCGAAUGUUAUAAAAUCUCCCAGGAAAACCUUCAGGGAACCAUAAUAAAAUGUUCUCAGAACCUCCCUGCAACCUAAAUAUGAAUGUUCCCAGAACAGGCAAAAUGUUCACUUCCGUUCUCUGAACGUUUAACCCUUUGACGCGUAUGAUCACGUAUUUGUGAUCAUUGUUGAGUGGUCCCUGCAGCGUACGAUCUCAAAUAUGUAAUUGGAACAGUAGCAACAGAACGUAAGACGCAACAAGCGCGUCUAAACAGCAUUGUUGUCUGAACAGCAUCUAAAUAUUUUUUUGUACUGAUUGAAAAUACAGGUCUUAAACUUUAUUCCUCAAUUUGACCUUUUAUUGUAAAAGAUAAAUGCGAACUUCAUCACAUGGAACACAUCCACAGCCAAACUCAUUCCAUAAACCAGUCUAAAUUACAGGUUGUGCUGACAAAAAACAAAACAUAAAUUAGUGACCUAACAGCUAGAAUAGUUUACAAUGUACCACAUCUCUGGUGAGCUUAAGAGGCUAAUGUAAUGUUGUUUGGAAAAUAAAUGUGUGUCAGCUAAGCUAACAACAGCUAAAUUCUUUAUGAUGGCAGCCAUGUUUGUUUAUGUUUGACUUGGUGAAAACUCACAAUCCCAGAAUGCCAUUCACUAUAAGACGCAAAUAAACAAAGUCAAAGAUGGCUGCGCUCAUUGCCUGAAAAAUAUGAACUUAGUUUAUCCACUUUUCAGCAUAUUACAAAUCGUCAAUGUACUUGUUACAGUGUAUACAAGAACCGGAGCACAUCACUUGACAAGUCGUUUACCGUUUUUGACAAAUCACAAAGCAAAUCAAAUGUUUUCACCUCACAGAUCAUCACACCAAAUAUAAGCCUACUGCCUAGCCUAACCAUAGCGCGAAAGCUAAACAGGGAUGAAACCAUUUUGGGGGGGUUUAUGGGGGGGUUCAUUUAAUUUGUGUGGGGUUUUCAAGUCCAUGGUGGUAGAAAUGGGGAAAGGUAUCAUGGGGGGAUAUGAUGCAGGAAAUAUUACUAUGAUGGGGGAUUUAUCAAUAAAUGGGGGGCAAACAUAAGAGAAGUUUAUAUGCUAAAUGGAAAUAAAACCCCUGGAAAGGGGGGUCUGAGCUAGCAACCCUGAGAUACCAAAGUUACCAUCUGAUGCCGUGUUCAAAACAACUGGGAACUGGGAAAUCUCUGACUUCCGACUUCAGUGCGUUCAAGACAAGUGGGAACUCGGGAAAAAACGAGGUCCAACAGGUAAAAAUAGUUUAGAACGGUCAUCCAACUUGGAAUUCCAUCUCGGGAACAGGCCUCUUUCUAGAGCUCCGACUUUCCAACAUGAAGAUCAUUGACGUCAUGAUUUUACCGAGUUCACAGUUGUCUUGAAAGCACCAUAAGUCAGUCGAUGGAACUCUACCUUGUUAUAAAAUGUUUGGUCUGACAGACGCUUACGUGACAACCAGAAUGCAUUGUAUGAUGUCAACAAACAUGGCGCCAACAUACAGUGGGGAAAAAAAGUAUUUAGUCAGCCACCAUUUGUGCAAGUUCUCCCACUUAAAAAGAUGAGAGAGGCCUGUAAUUUUCAUCAUAGGUACACGUCAACUAUGACAGACAAAUUGAGAGAAAAAAAAUCCAGAGAAUCACAUUGUAGGAUUUGUAAUGAAUUUAUUUGCAAAUUAUGGUGGAAAAUAAGUAUUUGGUCACCUACAAACAAGCAAGAUUUCUGGCUCUCACAGACCUGUAACUUCUUCUUUAAGAGGCUCCUCUGUCCUCCACUCGUUAGCUGUAUUAAUGGCACCUGUUUGAACUUGUUAUCAGUAUAAAAGACACCUGUCCACAACCUCAAACAGUCACACUCCAAACUCCACUAUGGCCAAGACCAAAGAGCUGUCAAAGGUUUCCUACCCACAGGAAAAAAAAAAAAAAGAAAAAAAAAAAGGUAUCCAUUCACUAACUGUAAGUCGCUCUGGAUAAGAGCGUCUGCUAAAUGACUAAAAAACAAAACAAAAACAAAAAACGGACACCAGAAACAAAAUUGUAGACCUGCACCAGGCUGGGAAGACUGAAUCUGCAAUAGGUAAGCAGCUUGGUUUGAAGAAAUCAACUGUGGGAGCAAUUAUUAGGAAAUGGAAGACAUACAAGACCACUGAUAAUCUCCCUCGAUCUGGGGCUCCACGCAAGAUCUCACCCCGUGGGGUCAAAAUGAUCACAAGAACGGUGAGCAAAAAUCCCAGAACCACACGGGGGGACCUAGUGAAUGACCUGCAGAGAGCUGGGACCAAAGUAACAAAGCCUACCAUCAGUAACACACUACGCCGCCAGGGACUCAAAUCCUGCAGUGCCAGACGUGUCCCCCUGCUUAAGCCAGUACAUGUCCAGGCCCGUCUGAAGUUUGAUAGAGUGCAUUUGGAUGAUCCAGAAGAGGAUUGGGAGAAUGUCAUAUGGUCAGAUGAAAGCAAAAUAGAACUUUUUGGUAAAAACUCAACUCGUCGUGUUUGGAGGACAAAGAAUGCUGAGUUGCAUCCAAAGAACACCAUACCUACUGUGAAGCAUGGGGGUGGAAACAUCAUGCUUUGGGGCUGUUUUUCUGCAAAGGGACCAGGACGACUGAUCCGUGUAAAGGAAAGAAUGAAUGGGGCCAUGAGAUUUUGAGUGAAAACCUCCUUCCAUCAGCAAGGGCAUUGAAGAUGAAACGUGGCUGGGUCUUUCAGCAUGACAAUGAUCCCAAACACAACGCCCAGGCAACGAAGGAGUGGCUUCGUAAGAAGCAUUUCAAGGUCCUGGAGUGGCCUAGCCAGUCUCCAGAUCUCAACCCCAUAGAAAAUCUUUGGAGGGAGUUGAAAGUCUGUGUUGCCCAGCGACAGCCCCAAAACGUCAAUGCUCUAGAGGAGAUCUGCAUGGAGGAAUGGGCCAAAAUACCAGCAACAGUGUGUGAAAACCUUGUGAAGACUUACAGAAAACGUUUGACCUGUGUCAUUGCCAACAAAGGGUAUAUAACAAAUUAUUGAGAAACUUUUGUUAUUGACCAAAUACUUAUUUUCCACCAUAAUUUGCAAAUAAAUUCAUAAAAAAUCCUACAAUGUGAUUUUCUGGAUUUUUUUUCCUCAAUUUGUCUGUCAUAGUUGACGUGUACCUAUGAUGAAAAUUACAGGCCUCUCUCAUCUUUUUAAGUGGGAGAACUUGCACAAUUGGUGGCUGACUAAAUACUUUUUUUCCCCACUGUACAUAUGGUGUGCUACAGCAGAAACGACAACACGAUAUACAGAAAAUAAGCCACAUACUUUGAUAGGAACGCACACAUGUCCAAAGUCCAAUUUGUAAGGAAAAUGCGGACUCCAGCCAGAAAAUGUGCUGGGGGAAAACGUUUGUGCAAGGCCUGUGCUGACUAGAGAUGUGCAAUGUCUUCAUACUUGAUCUGUGGAAACACUGUGGAAGUGCUUGGGCUCUUGUUGAAGAGAGAAGUUUGUCCGCUCAGUAAAGCCUCAAACAUAAAUUGUCCGCAACAGUGAAAUGGGUUACUUCUUAUGUGAAUUAACGAGGAGGCGGAACAUACCUCAAUUCAAACUGUUGUUAGAAAAUACAACUUUGAAAUUGACAAGUUGAAACAUAGCCUAUAGAUAAUUAACAGGCAACAUGCCUUGGUUUUAGGGCAGCACGGGGUAACUGUCCUGUUGCAUAACAAUCACAUUUAAGAACAUUCUAAACAUGGAAUGUUGAGAAAUACACAAAAGUAAGCAAAGAAUCCUCUGUCUGAUUCCUACCAUUGAUGAUGAUAUUUGAUAGCCUUGCAGGAAAGUACUGAUGUCCCUGUGCCAUCUAUGGUCUGGACUCAUUUAACAAAAAUGUAUCAUCUUGGAUAGCAGAAGCAAGUCUAGUCUAGUCUAGUCUUGGGGUUGUUGCCACCAAAACUUAGUUACUAAUCAACAUUGGUGCCUAACAUCCAAACAUUAUAACACUCUAAAUUCUACUAAAGUUGCUCUUUUAGAUUGUGAUAUCAUCCUAUUCAAAUGUUAUUGUAUUCUUAUCAAUAGAAUCACCAUGGUAAUGAAAUAGAAUGGAUUUCAAAUCCACAAGUCGCUCUAAUCAACCAAACGUUCUAAAUUCAAACAUUAUGGGUGUGUUCGUAAAUUCAAAUGUAAAAACAAUGUAAUUACGCUUUUUUUGCCAACGCUUACAAACACCGGCCAUAUUCAACAGGUGUUGAGCGUUUGUAAAUUAAUCAGUUAUUCUGCACUCUUGCACACUGAGACGAGAGUGCUCUGAAAUCGGAGUAGAUGGCCAGAGUGAAUUUAUGUGCAUCAUGUGAAGUCAGUUUUACAUUGACUUCUCACUAACACUGGCAGAGUUGCAACAAUAACCCAGAUAUGUUGGGCCCCGUGUAGCUCAGUUGGUAGAGCAUAGCGCUUGCAACGCCAGGGUUGUGGGUUCAAUUCCCACGGGGGGCCAGUAUUAAAAAAUAGUAUAAAAAAGUAUAAAAAAGGAAAAAGGAAAGAAAAAUAUAAAUGAAAUGAAAAAAUUUGAAGAAAAUGUUUUUUAAAAAGGUAUGCUCUCACUAACUGUAAGUCGCUCUGGAUAAGAGUGUCUGCUAAAUGACUAAAAUGUAAAUGUAAUGUUGUUAUAUGCAAUUGGCCACUCAUUGUAUUUUUGCUUAAUUGUAGAAAUAUGAACAACUAUACCAGUAACCCCCCCCCCCCCCCCCCCCCCCCCACACCCCACACACACACACACACACUCUCCCCUCCUGCGUGGACCCAGGAACUCCUCUAGCAUUGUAUCUUCAGACAGUGAGAUGGCUCUAUCGGUCUUGCAUGGCCGCCCCCUACCACAAAGCAUGACAAAUGAGGACGGCCUCUCUCUCAUUACCUGUACGGUAAUCACUGUGUAGCUGAUAAGAGAACAGCUGUUAUUGACACCAUUUAUGUAACGCCAGCCACUCUACACACAAGUACUUCCAUCCUGUGCAAAGGAAUGGCCUGCAGAGAAGGCCAAUUCUGCCAUUUUGUGUGUUUAUUUUACGCUGAGCUCAACUUUUUUUGUACAUAAUAUUUCCGCCAUAAUUUCCUAUGACCAAAAACAGCUUCUGGACAUCAGAACAGUGAUCACUAACCUAGAUUUGAAUGAAAAUGUCUACUUUAACAAGUCGACAGCUGUGGAUGUACUGCUCAUCCCGGACCAGGCCCUAAUCCCCGGGACUCAAAAGAGGAAGAGCAAGAGAGGCAAACGAGCGGUCUCCCUGAUGAGACUACGUCGAUGACUAAAUAGACCACUUCUACCCUCCGUUCUAUUGGCAAAAUUACAAUCACUAGAGAACAAACUGGACGAGCUCAGUUCGAAACUAUCCUAUCAACGGGACCUGAAUAACUGUAAUAUCCUAUGUUUCUCUGUGUCUUGGCUGAACAAGGAUAUGGAUAAUAUACAUUCUAGCUCUAGGUUUUUCUAUGCAACGUCAAGACCGAACAGCAGCUUCGGGUAAGGUUAAGGCUGGUGCGGGAAAUAUCAUUAUACUUGGGUAAACUAUUUAUUUUUAGAGUAAUAUCAGUAGAAACGUUCAGGACCCUCGUAGGACCUUCGUAAGGCAUCAUAGUAAAAUUGAGGGAUGUAUUGCAAAAGGAAAUACAGAAAUGGCAUGAUAAUGGGAAAGAUGGGUUAACCUGUGGACAUCGGAGGGGUUGGAGUUAAGAUCAGAAUUAAUGGUGGAUUGGCCGCUGUGGGUGAAAAUCCAGCACUUGAAGAAAGAGGAAAUUAGGAAUCAAUGUAGAAUUAUUUAACUACAGGUACCAUAGAUGUGAAUGAAAUAGCUGUAAGUAGCAGUAGAAGUAUUGUUGUCCAUUAGUUUAUUCCAAUGUGGGUAGGGAUGGUAGGGUAAGGGGGUAAAACGUAUAGAGAAUAAAACAUUUUUUAAAUGAGGGGGAUUAGAAAAUGAUGCAUUCAAUUUAAUUGAUACAACCUACAAUCUAUCUGCAAUAUUAAAGCUGAUCUACCUUAUGAUAAACUGCAGACCAUACUAUUUACCAAGAGAGUUUUCAUUAAUUUUUUUCGUAGCUGUCUAUUUACCAGCACAAACCAAUGCUGGCAGUAACACUGCACUCAACGAGCUGUAUAGGGCCAUAAGCAAAAAAGAAAAUGCACAUCCAGAGGCAGCGCUCUUAGUGGCCAGUGAUUUUAAUGCAGCGAAACUGUUUUACCUCAUUUUUACCAGCAUGUCACCUGUGCAAGUAAAGGCGAAAUAACUGUAGAUAACCUUUAUUCCACACACAGAAAUGCAUACAAAGCUCUCCCUCGCUGUCCAUUUGGCAAAUUUGACCAUAACUCUAUCCUCCUGAUUCCUGCUUACAAGCAAAAACUCAAACAGGAAGUACCAGUGAUGCGCUCAAUAUGAAAGUGGUCCGAUGAAGCGGAUACUAAGCUACAGGACUAUUUCACUAGCACAGACUGUAAUAUGUACCGGGAUCAACCAAUAAAAUUGAGGAGUUUACCAGUCACCAGCUUCAUUAAUAAGUGCAUUGACGACUUCGUCCUCACAGUAUCGGCCCCACAUAUCCCAACCAGAAUCCAUGGAUUACAGGCAACAUCUGCACCGAGCUAAAGGCUAGAGCUGCCACUUUAAAGGAGUGGGACACUAAUCCGGACACUUAUAAGAAAUCCCGCUACGACCUCCGACAAGCCAUCAAACAAUCAAAACGUCAAUACAGGACUAAGAUCGAAUCCUACUAUAACGGCUCUGAUGCUCGUCGGUUGUGGCAGGGCUUGCAAAUGAUCACGGAUUACAAAGGGAAAACCAGCCGCGAGCUGUCCAGUGACGCGAACCUACCAGACAAGAUAAAUUCCUUCUAUGCACGCUUCGAGGCAAGCAAUGCUGAACAAUGCAUGAGAGCACCAGCUGUUCCGGACGACUGUGUGAUCUCGCGCUCCAUAGCUGCUCUGAGUAAGACCUUCAAACAGGUUAUCAAGUCCACGGGGCCAGAUGGAUUACCAGGACGCAUACUCAGAGUAUGCGCUGACCAGCUGGCAAGUGUCUUCACUGACAUUUUCAUCCUUUUCCUGACCCAGUCUGUAAUACCUACAUGUUUCAAGCAAACCACCAUAGUCCCUGUGCCCAAUAACGCUAAGGUAACCUGUCUAAAUGACUGUCGCCACGUAGCACUCACAUCUGUAGCAAUGAAAUGCUUUGAAAGGCUGGUCAUGGCUCACAUCAACACCAUCAUCCCAGACACCCUGGACCCACUCCAAUUCGCAUACCGCCCCAACAGAUCCACAGAUGAUGCAAUCUCUAUUGUACUCCACACUGCCCUUUCCCACCUGGACAAAAAGGAACACCUACGUGAGAAUGCUGUUCAUUGACUAUAGCUCAGCAUUCAACACGAUAAUGCCCUCCAAGCUCAUCACUAAGCUCAGGACAAUGGGACUGAACACCUUCCUCUGCAACUGGAUCCUGGACUUCCUGACAAGCAACCCCCAGGUAGCCUCACUAGGCAACAACACAUCCGCCAUGCUGACCCUCAACACGGGGGCCCCUCAGGGGUGCGUGCUUAGUCCCCUCUUGUGGUCCUCUGUAGCUCAAUUGGUAGAGCAUGGCGCUUGUAACGCCAGGUUAGUGGGUUCGAUCCCCGGGACCACCCAUACGUAAAAAUGUAUGCACACAUGACUGUAAGUCGCUUUGGAUAAAACCGUCUGCUAAAUGGCAUAUUAUUAUUAUUAUUACUCCCUGUUCACCCACUACUGUGUGGCCGCACACGACUCCAACACAUCAUUAAGUUUGCUGAUGACACGAUGGUGAUUGGCCUGAUCACCGAUGAUGAUGAGACAGCCUAUAGGGAGGAGGUCAGUGACCUGGCAGUGUGAUGCCAGGACAACAACCUCUCCCUCAACGUCAGCAAGACAAAGGAGCUGUUCGUGGACUACAGGAAACAGAGGGCCAAGCACAUCCCCUUCCAAAUCAACAGGGCUGUAGUGGAGCAGGUUGAGAGCUUCAAGUUCCUUGGUGUCCACAUCACUAAGGAAUUAUCAUGGUCCACACACAUCAACACAGUCGUGAAGAAGGCAUAACAAUGCCUCUUCCCCCUCAGGAGGCUGAAAAUAUUUGUUUUGGGCUCUCUGAUCCUCAAAAGGUUAUACAGCUGCUCCAUUAUGAGCAACUUGACUGGCUGCAUCACCACUUGGCAUGGUAACUGCUUGGCAUCCGACCACAAGGCGCUACAGAGGGUAGUGCGUACUGCCCAGUACAUCACUGGGGCCGAGCUCCCUGCCAUCCAGGACCUCUAUACCAGGGAUUGUCAGAGGAAGGCCUUAUCCUGUUGCCUAGUCACUUCAUCCCUACCUAUAUGUACAUACACUGACUAUACAAAACAUUACAGUUCUUUCCAUGACAUAGACUGACAAGGUGAAUCCAAGUGAAAGCUAUGAUCCCUAUUUGAUUGUUAAAUCCACUUCAAUCAGUGUAGAUUAAGGGGAGAAGACAGGUUGAAGAAGGAUUUUUAAGCCUUAAGACAAUUGAGACAUGGAUUAUGUGUCACACCCUGACCUUAGAGAUCCCUUUUAUUUCUCUAUUUUGGUUAGGUCAGGGUGUGAUUUGGGUGGGCAUUCUAGUUUUUCAAUUUCUUUGUUGGCCGGGUAUGGUUCCCAAUCACACAUCGUUGUCUCUGAUUGGGGAUCAUACUUAGGCAGCCGUUUUCCCACCUUAGUUUGUGGGAUCUUGGUUUUGUGUAGUGGCUUUGUAGCCUGCAGUACUUUACGUUCGUGUGUAUUAUUGUUGUUUGGUCUGUGUUCAUUUAUUGAAUUAAAAUGUUUGCCUACCACGCUGCACCUUGGUCCGAGCCGUCAAUCCACGAGCGUGACAGAAGAUCCCACCACAAACGGACCAAGCAGCGUGGCCAGGAGGAACAGACACCCUGAACACAGGUGGGGAAGACAUUCUGGACCUGGAAGGAGAUAUUGGCCGGAAAGGGACCCUGGGAGAAGGAGGAGACCCAGGCAGGAAGGGAUCGCCUUCCAUGGGAGCAGACGAAGGCAGCGAGGGAGGAUCAACGGCGACUCCGUAGUUAACGACCACGACGGAAGCCCGAGAGGCAGCCCCAAAUAUUUUUUUGGGGGGGCACACGGGGUGGUUGGCGGAGCCAGGUUUCAGACCAGAGCCAACUCCCCGCACUCACUUUAAGGAGCGUGUGACCGUUCAGGCACCCUGUUAUGCGGUGACACGCACUCUGUCUCCAGUGCGCAUUCACAGCCCGGUGCGCUUGGUGCCAGCACCCGCACUUGCCGGGCUAAAGUGAGCAUCCAGCCAGGACGGGUUGUGCCGGCUCAGCGCUCCUGGUCUCCAGUACGCCUUCUCGGUCCAGUAUAUCCUGCGCCGGCUCUACGCACUGUGUCGCCAGUGCGCCUUCACAGCCCAGUGCGUCCUGUGCCCGCGCCCCGCACUUGCCGGGCUAAAGGGAGCAUCCAGCCAGGACGGGUUGUGCCAGCUCUACGUACUGUGUCGCCAGUGCGCCUUCACAGCCCAGUGCAUCCUGUGCCAGCGCCCCGCACUUGCCGGGCUCCAGUGAUGAUCCAUGGCCCGAAGGCCCCAGUGAAGGUCCAUGGCCCAAAGCCUCCAGUGAAGGUCCAUGGCAUGAAGCCUCCAGUGAUGAUCCAUGGCACGAAGCCUCCAGUGAUGAUCCAUGGCACGAAGCCUCCAGUGAUGAUCCAUGGCACGAAGCCUCCAGUGAUGAUCCAUAGCACGAAGCCUCCAGUGAUGAUACAUGGCACGAAGCCUCCAGUGAAGGUCCAUGGCCCGGAGCUUCCUGCGACGGUCUGCAGUCCAGAGCCUCCAGCGACGUUCUGCAGUCCAGAGUCUCCAGCGCCGGUCGGCAGUCCAGAGUCUCCUGCAACGGUCGGCAGUCCAGAGUCUCCAGCGACGGUCGGCAGUCCAGAGUCUCCAGCGACGGUCGGCGGUCCGGCUCCUCCGGUGAUGACCCACGGUCCGGAGCUUCCGGCGACGGUCCGGAGUCUCCGGCGACGACCCACGGUCCGGUUCCUCCGGCGACGAUCCACAGUCCGGAGCUACCGGCGACGAUCGACGGUCCGAAGUCUCUGGCGACGAUCCACGGUCCGGAGCUACCGGCGACGAUCCACGGUCCGGAGUGUCCGGUGACGACCCACGGUCCGGUUCCUCUGGUGACGAUCCACGGUCCGGAGCUUCCGGCAACGAUCUACGGUUCGGAGUGCCAGGCGACGAUCCACAGUCCGGGUCCUCCGGCGACGAUCCACGGUCCGGAGCUUCCGGCGACGAUCUACGGUCCGGAGCUUCCGGCGACGAUCUACGGUUCAGAGUGCCAGGUGACGAUCUACAGUCCUGGUCUUCCGGCGACGAUCCACGGUCCGGAGCUUCCGGCGACGAUCUACGGUUUGGAGUGCCAGGCGACGAUCCACAGUCCGGGUCCUCCGGCAACGAUCCACGGUCCGGAGCUUCCGGCGACGAUCUACGGUUCGGAGUGCCAGGCGACGAUCCACAGUCCGGGUCCUCUGGCGACGAUCCACGGUCUGGAGCUUCCGGCGACGAUCCCCGCACCAGAGGUGCCACCGAAGAUGGCGGAGUGGGGUCUACAUCCCGCACCGGAGCCGCCACCGAGGCUAGAUGCCCACCCGGGGGGGGGGUGCUUUUGGUAUACUCAGUGUAUUAUCUACCUCAAUUACCUCGUACCCCUGGGCGGCAGGUAGCUUAGAGGGUAAGAGCGUUGUGCCAGUAACCGAAAGGUUGCUGGUUCUAAUCUCCGAGCCGACUAGGUGAAAAAUCUGUCGAUGUGCCCUUAAGCAAGGCACUUAACCCUAAUUGCUCCUGUAAGUCGCUCUGGAUAAGAGCGUCUGCUAAAUGACAAAAAAUAAAUAAAUAAUCAACUCGGUACUGGUACCCCAUGUAUGUAGCCAAGUUAUUGUUACUCAUUAUGUAUUUAUUCUUCGUGUUAUUAUUUUUAUAUUAUUUCUCUCUGCAUUGUUGGGAAGGGCAUUUCACUGUUAGUCUACACCCGUUGUUUAUGAGGCAUAUGACAUAAAAUUUGAUUUGAUUUUAAUGUAAUUGGUCAAACCCAAUGAUCCUUGAACUAUUGACCUCUUGCAUGUUUCGAUUGCACUCUUGUGCUAUAG
This is a messenger RNA of Coregonus sp. 'balchen', 14137 nucleotides long. The record is from the annotation of a GenBank genome assembly. Lineage: Eukaryota; Metazoa; Chordata; Actinopteri; Salmoniformes; Salmonidae.